AUGAGAUGGUUGGUCCGGAGGCACGGCUAUUAUUUUCCGACCAUGUUAAAGAACUGCAUAGAAUAUGCUAAAGGGUGUAUCAGGUGUCAAAUCUACGGCCCCAUACAAAGGGUACCAACUGAAGCCCUCCACCCAGUUACUAAACCAUGGCCGUUCAGAGGAUGGGCUGUGGGUAUCAUCGGCAAAAUCUACCCAGCCGCGUCCAACCAGAACGCCUGGAUUUUAGUGGCAACUGACUAUUUCACUAAAUGGGUCGAGGCGGAGUCCUAUCGGUCCAUUUCUAGCACACAGGUGGUCAGGUAUUUCGAAAAUCACAUCGUCCACAAAUUCGGUAUACCGAAACUAUCACGGCCGAUAACAGCCAAGUUUUCGCAUCAGCCGAGACUCGGGAGUACGCUGAAAGGAUGGGGAUCAAAUUGGUCCACCCGACACCCUACUACCCACAGUCUAACGGACAGGCCGAGGCAAGCAACAAGGUAA
Messenger RNA from Prunus armeniaca (apricot), 480 nucleotides. The record is from the annotation of a GenBank genome assembly. NCBI's taxonomy places the organism in Eukaryota, Viridiplantae, Streptophyta, Magnoliopsida, Rosales, Rosaceae.